AGAGGCAUGGAGGCUCCGACUCUCGGGAUCUAACGUCGACCAGCGGGGGGUAAAGACACCGCCGCGCGCGCCGUGGCCUGCACAGGAAGGAGCGCCGUUACUCCACCGGGCUCGUGGAGCGCAAAGCGGGGACUGAGUUCGGCGGAGGGAGCGGGGCAGCCCGCCGCCUCACCAUGAAGCGGACGGCCGCGGUGGCCAGGCACAAUGGCCUCGUCUCUCCUCUGGGGAACAACAACUCCGGGGCUUCCAGCGUCGCUCCAGCGCCUCCCAGCAAAGCUGCGACCGUCCCCGCUCCCACCGACCCCGGGUCCGGCGGGGGGGCGGACGGCCUGCUGGAUUUCUCCAAAGGCCCGGCCGUCAAAACCGAACUGAUUUGCAAAUGGAUCGACCGGACUUGUUCGAGACAACGGCUCGGGCGAACCGCGACCCCCGUUUGCGACCAAACUUUCAGCUCCAUGCCCGAGCUCGUGGACCACGUCACCAGCGAGCAUGUCGCCGCGGGGCUCGAGAGCCUCAGUCAUGUCUGCAUGUGGGACGAGUGUCUGCGCGGCGGGAAGGCAUUCAAAGCCAAAUACAAACUCAUCAACCACAUCCGCGUGCACACCGGGGAGAAACCCUUUUCAUGCGCAUUCCCCAACUGCGGCAAGAUGUUCGCACGCUCCGAAAACCUGAAGAUCCACACGCGCACACACACCGGUGAGAAGCCCUUCCAGUGUGAGUUCUGUGAGCGGCGCUUCGCUAACAGCAGUGACCGAAAGAAGCACUCGCAGGUCCACACCGCCUCCAAACCCUACGACUGCAAGGCUCUGGGCUGCACCAAGUCCUACACCCACCCCAGCUCCCUGCGCAAACACAUGAAAGUCCACAUCAAGUCCUCGCCUACCUCCGACCCCCAGGACCUGUACAGCUUCAUUCCUCCUCAUCUACAGCAGACAAACCAAGCUGUACUGGAGCCCCUCGACCUCAAAAUGAACCACUUCUCUCCAUCCCUUAAUAACAGAAAUGCUCAUUUCCCUCUUCUCUCCGGCCACAACUUGGCUCUGGGCUCAGCCGGCGAGGCGGACCAUAAGGUGCUGCUGAGGAGUUCGUCUCCGCUGGCGAUGCCUCUGGAUCUGUCCCUGUCUGGCCUGAAGAGUCAGCUGGGCCAGAAACACGUCAGCGGUCGGACUCCGAGAAGGAGCCAGCGCUCGGUGAACCCGGCCCUAUCUCCGCUGUCUAACAUUAAGGAGUGGUACGUCUGUACCAGGACUACAGCGCCACACUUCCCCCUUCUCCAUCCAGACCACAUCAAAUCGGAACGCAGUGACGAGGAUGAGUAUGUCACGUAGAACGGUGGCACCGCUGAAUCUGGAUGUGAUGGACCUAUUUCAUAUAUUCAGAAUCAGAUCCGGCCCAGUCGGGCAGUUUUCUGCCUCAAGGCAUUGUCUGAGAGGAUUUUCCUGUUUUACAGCCCAAUCUCAGCGUGGACUCUUCCUAUCUGUGGACCAAAUCCAUGUCAGAAGAACCCUGUUUCUUUGGUUACCAAACUAAAACUUCCCAGAGAUUAGUUUAGCUAACCGGACUAACUUUGUGGACCAAAGAAUAUGAUGUAAACGGGGUGUUUGAACAUGAGAUGUAGAUCAGAGCCCAGAUAAGGGCUCUGUCCAUGUGAAGCUAUUUAAAGGGCUAAAUCAACAGGGGAGCCGGACCGGUUCUGGUUCCGGUUUGCCUUGCAGAGGUAGUCAGAGCAGCUGAUUCUGCUGUUGGAUGAUCCAACGCCUUCACGCUGUUUAGAGUGUUUCAGACACAGCAGAAGCCGUAAAGGUCGAAGCUUUCAUCAGAUGUCUUCUUCAGUGGUUUCUUUCCUCGUUCCAGGUCCGGGUCUGGGUCCAUCCGGUGGAUCAGUGGUGUUAACGAAGCCGCUCAGAGAUCUCUGUUGGUAUCAGAAAGGGGUGGAGCUAAGGCUGCAUCUUUCUCGGAGACUAAAACGAUUUGGUUUAAAGUUUACUGUAAAGACAGUCAUUUCAAGAAUAAAAGCAGUGAAAAUGCUGCAGUACAUCUG
Messenger RNA from Melanotaenia boesemani (Boeseman's rainbowfish), 2041 nucleotides. Its product is annotated as zinc finger protein ZIC 4-like. The record is from RefSeq and is a predicted model, not a curated record. The coding region runs from base 174 to 1328 and encodes 384 amino acids. The transcript has 2 exons. Gene Ontology annotation, molecular function: RNA polymerase II cis-regulatory region sequence-specific DNA binding; DNA-binding transcription factor activity, RNA polymerase II-specific. Gene Ontology annotation, biological process: regulation of transcription by RNA polymerase II; central nervous system development. Lineage: Eukaryota; Metazoa; Chordata; Actinopteri; Atheriniformes; Melanotaeniidae. Gene Ontology annotation, cellular component: nucleus.